AUGGAGUACCACGCCGUCCCUCCAGAGGAACGCGCUAGAGAUGAACAGGGCAACCUUCUGCCCUGGGGUUACGUUUACAAAGAUGAAUCACGCAACCCCCGCCGACCACCAGAGGAAUCAGGACCCUUCGGCAAGAGAAGAAACGCACGAUAUGAGCAUGCUCGAUCUCGAACAAGAACAGGCACCCCGGCCAAGCGCGAGAAUCCCAAUGUCGCCGAGUUCGGCCGUUUAUUCGCCCAACAAGCCGAUGAAGAGAAAAUCCACGGCCUCCCAAAGUCAAACUCAUCCUCCAGCCUAGACAACCCACGCAAGCAAACAGAAAAGGUCGCGACCGAAUGCUUCCUGUAUGGGUACAAGGCCAAGGACAGCGAGUGGAAGGUCAUCGACAAGUACGAGCGCAUUUCACAAGGCAUUAUCUGCGAAGAUUAUCCACGCAGCGACCCGAAUUCUACAUCCCAGUAUGCACAGCUACUGAGCGGCGGCGACGUUGUCAUCCGCGCGAAUCUAUCCGCCGAUGCGAACCGGAAGUCUAAGCGCUACGCUGGCGGUUUCCAUUGGAUCAAGAUCACCUUUGACUCUUCCCAGGCUGCCGAUCGCGCCUGCUUCUACUCACCACAGGAGGUCGAUGGCCACCUCGUCUUCUGUGAGCUGUAUCAUGGCCACGGACCCGCCGAGGACUCGGCAAUCCCCGCAGACUCAUCGGCAGACUCAACCCUUCGCUCUCGUGCGCCGCGCACCCUGACCUCCACACAAUCCACCUCCUUCCUGUCUAGCAUGGACCAAGACCGCCACACCUUGCCACGGUCUUUCGCUAUGAAUAACCUCUCCAGUGUCAGGGACGCCCCCGAAGCAGAAGAGGCGGAGUCAUUUGACUCGUCCACUGCAACAUGUACUACUGGCACUGUGACAGGAACCACCAUCACCGCCACUGGUGUCUCCACGGGUCUUGAUCGUUCUUCAUCGCUGACCCAGCGCAAUGUUCCGACUCCCGUGGAGCCGAAGCCCGAAUCCGAAUACAUGACACAUAUUCCUACUGUUCGACGUACGAAGCUACGCCCUCUCGCCGAGGCCCUCCCACCUCAACCCACAGUCACCGAGCGCGUGCUACGAUCUAUUCCCAUCCUGAGCUGGUUCACUGGUGAUAUUGUGGGUGAUGGACCACAGUUCCGGGAAGACGGCGCCUUUGAUUACGAGAAGUCGAACUCCUACUGGCGAUUUUGGUACAUGGUGGACAAGGUUCUUGGCACUGAUAUCUGCGGAUUGAAGGAGGAUUCUUGA
This is a messenger RNA of Penicillium odoratum, 1278 nucleotides long. RefSeq lists its product as uncharacterized. The transcript is spliced from 2 exons. The record is from RefSeq and is a predicted model, not a curated record. The coding region runs from base 1 to 1278 and encodes 425 amino acids. NCBI's taxonomy places the organism in Eukaryota, Fungi, Ascomycota, Eurotiomycetes, Eurotiales, Aspergillaceae.